Molecule: messenger RNA, 1395 nt
Organism: Falco peregrinus (peregrine falcon)
Lineage: Eukaryota; Metazoa; Chordata; Aves; Falconiformes; Falconidae
Gene: HYAL4
Product: hyaluronidase 4
Biological process (GO): hyaluronan catabolic process; carbohydrate metabolic process
Molecular function (GO): hyalurononglucosaminidase activity
Source: RefSeq, a predicted model, not a curated record
AUGGGACACUGUUAUGGACUGUUCACUUUUCAGCCCCUGGCAUGGCUGUGCAUAGCACCCAUCCAGACUUCCCUUGCUGUGAAACCAGCCUGACCACCAGUCUGGGAGAGCAAGCCGUCCAUAGCUGCCUGGAACCUGACAGACCUGCGGUUCCUGACGUAUGAUGUCAUACUGAACUUGAAAAUCCAUAUGAUUGGAAGUCCAUUAGCUAAAGCAAGAGGGCACACAUCUCAGGAAGUGCCUGUUAGCGGUGGCCUACCCUAGAACUUCAGUUUGCAAACUCAUCUGGAAAAAGACGGCUGUGACAUGAACUGUUACAUCCCAGCUAAAGGCUUCAGUGCCUUAGCUGUUGUAGUCUGAGAGCACUGGGGAGUUUGGUUGGCCCGCAACUGGGAUGCAAAAAAUGUCUACAGAAGAAAAUCCAGGAAACUCAUAAGCAAAAUGGAAGGGAGUAUUUCAGCAAAUGACGUUGAAUAUUUCAUCAGAGUUUCCUCUGAAGAAAGUGCAAAAGCUUUUAUGAAGGAAACAAUUGAAUUAGGAAUGAAAAGCAGACCAAAGGGCCUGUGGGGAUACUAUUUAUACCCUGACUGUCAUAAUUACCAUUUCUGUGAUCAGAACUACGCUGGUUCCAGCCCAGAGAGUGAAGUUCUGAAGAACAAUGAACUUUCCUGGCUCUAGAACAGCAGUGCAGCCCUGUAUCCUUCCAUUGGCACUAAGAAACCCCUUGGAAACAGUCAAAAUAUUUUGCACUUUUCUCACUUUUCUCAGUUUUGGUUGGAUGAAUCCAUAAGGAUUUCCUCCGUGACAUCCCAAGAUUAUGCUUUGCCGAUAUUUGUGUAUACUUGACUAGGUUAUAGCGAUGAACCUUUAUUAUUUGUCUUUAUGUAAUAUCUUAUUAACACUAUUGGAGAGAGUGCCCUGGGAGCUGCAGGCAUUCUUGUUUGGGAAGUGAACUGAACUUCUUCAGAGAGCAAUUGGACAGAAGUUCAAAAAUUAAUUGAUUCUGAAUUAGGGCCCUACAUUACCACUGUCACAGCAGCAGCUGAGCUGUUCAGCAGGCACCUUUGUUGGGACAAUGCAUGAUGUGUGUUGGGACAAUGCAAGAACCUGGAGGGCCUCGGCUUCUGGACAGAUGCCUUGGAGGAUCAAGGAUUUAUUGUGAGAAGAGAAGCAUCAAAUGAAGAUCUGCAAAUCAUGGCAGAGACAUUUGUCUGCCACUGUUACCAGGGUUAUGAAGGAACUGACUGUGGGCAAGUUAAAGGUGCUAAUGACCAUCCAGGGAGCUCUGCAGACUGUCUCACCCAGAAGAUUUGCAGUGAUCUGCCUGCUUCCUUUGCCUCUGAUGCAUCCUCACUAAUGACUGUCUUAGUCAAAGGGCUGGUUUCAGUCAGUUAA